Messenger RNA from Bombyx mori (domestic silkworm), 952 nucleotides. RefSeq lists its product as uncharacterized. The record is from RefSeq and is a predicted model, not a curated record. The coding region runs from base 277 to 600 and encodes 107 amino acids. NCBI's taxonomy places the organism in Eukaryota, Metazoa, Arthropoda, Insecta, Lepidoptera, Bombycidae. The transcript has 4 exons.
GGCACGGUUAGAUCAGUAUUGUGCGACGUAUUUUAACCACGAAGCUGUCAUGUACUCCGGUAUAGAAGGUGGGGCCAUGUCAGUGGCUUCGACUCAUGUCUCAAGGUGGAUACGGGUUUUCACGUUGUGAUGUUUAAAGUUCCGACAACCACUUAAUACCAGAAAGCAAACCAAGGGCAGAGCAGAAUUGUGUAUGCUAAUCCAAAAUAUGUCCGAAACGUUCACAUACUGACCGCUAGAGCGUCUAAAGGGAAACCUUACACUACUAACUUUACUAUGGAAGCUUUGACCCAAAUAGAAGAUAACAUCACGAUGAUUGCAACUUACAAUUUCAAAGGAAUGAAGGUACAGUGGAAAGAGACAUUUUGUAAAAUUAUCAGGUUCAAAUGGGUUAAGGAUUUUGUAAAUGCAUUCUUUCAGCCAGCUAUCACGAGGUGUCCUUGGCCCGUCGGUAAUUAUUCGAUAAUUGAUAUGGAACUACCACCGAAGAACCUGCAUCUACCGUUAUCUCAAGGUAAAUUGGAUCCGUCCGUGGACUUCCUGAUAACCGGAACCAAUACAUAUGUACUUCGGAUUACGAUGUUAUUGGUUUUGACCUAAUUGUUUCUAACGCAACCUUCCGAUGUCUGGGUUUUUCGAACGGUUCGGUGACAAAAAAGAAAACACGCUUCAACAAUUCGACAAAAAAAAUAUCCAUGUUGAGUUUUACAGUUGCAGAACUGUUUUCUAUGUGAAUUGUGUGCGAUUUAGAUGAUUUUUGACUAUACCUAAUUAGUGUUCAGGCCAGUGCCUUCAAUUCUUUUAUAGCCAUGUCAAAGAUGCUAGCCUUCUAAGGCGCUAAGCAUCACAGUUUAAUAUCUUAAUGUAUUUCGCUAUCAUUCAAUCAUUCACUACCCGCUCUUCAAGCACGCUGUACAUCUCUUAACUUAAAUAUUAUAAGAAUAACAUCAAA